Sporothrix schenckii 1099-18 is the source of this 1266-nucleotide messenger RNA. RefSeq lists its product as uncharacterized. Lineage: Eukaryota; Fungi; Ascomycota; Sordariomycetes; Ophiostomatales; Ophiostomataceae. Gene Ontology annotation, molecular function: protein dimerization activity. Bases 1 to 1266 code for a protein of 421 amino acids. The transcript has 2 exons. The record is from RefSeq and is a predicted model, not a curated record.
AUGAACAACGAGCAGCAGAGCAAUUCUUCCGAGCAAUACUUUGCACCAAUCGGUGGAGAGGGCCAGAUCACAACUCCUGAUGAUGUGGCCAUGAUCGACUCGGGGGGAAUACACGAGGGCAUGUUCAGUUUUCCAGCAGACAUGCAACUGGACAUGGGAACAGACGCUCAUUCCCAGGCCGGCCAUGACUGGCACCAAUCCGGGCAAUACAUGGCUUUUGCAAGUCCCGUGUCUGCGACAAGCCUGGCUGAUGCCUCGUGGAGCAGUUCUGGAUACAUUCCUUAUGGUGAACAGUAUACCGGAGCUCCUGUGGAGGCUGAGCCAACAUUGUUUGAGCGCGGAUAUGCACCGUCCUCAAAUUGGGAUGACGCGGUGCCGUACUCGUCUGACUGGAACGCGCAUGAUACGCCCAGUGGACAGGACUCAGAACAUGGCGCGGCUUCGUCCCGGUCGGGAACAGGGCACGGUAGCGCGCGGAUGUCUCCAGUGGACAUGAGGCCUGGCGCAAAGACACCAACCUCUUUCACCUCGACAAGCAGUGGGGGGCGCUACUCCACGGCGCAUACGGGAAUCGCGGAUAUCAACGCACAAAGAGGCGCUUCUGUGGGCAGCGGGUCCAUUGCUACCCCCGAAACGGGCCACAAGCGACACUCGCCUGCAAGCAAGAAAGGCAAGGCAAAACAAAAGCCGCCGCAAAGCCGUCGGCCAAACAACAAAGCUGGAGCGGUGCCAGCUCCUUCGGCAUUGUCAAUGGCGAGUAGCUCUGGGGGGGAUAGCCUUUCGAGCGGUGAUCCGAGCUUACGCGGGGCUCUUGCUCCCCAGUCAUCAACGACAAGUCGCAACGUUGAGCCACCCGCUGAGAAGCAAAGCAGAAAGAGGUCACGAGGCUCGCAGAAUAUCAUGGAGAAGCAGUACCGGAACCGGCUGAAUGCCCGGUUUGAAGACUUGAUGAAUGCUCUGCCACCAGAGAGUCUGCGGUCUCCGGCGACUGUUUUUAGAUACAGCAGCGCAACCGCGGUGACGGCGAAUGCUGCUGAACGGCAGGCGAGCAAGGGCGAGGUGUUGGAGCUUGCUCGGAAGCAUAUCCAGCGCCUCGAACAGCAGAGAGAUGAUCUGAAGCGCGAGCGAGACGAACUCCAGGAUACCUCGCAGAGACUGCAGAAAAUAUAUGCCAGCCAGUCAUCUGAACAUGGGCAAACAAGCGAGAGGGCAGCUGACCGUGAUGACGACAAUGAAGACAAUGAAGAGGAGGACGACGGAGUUUAA